Messenger RNA from Musa acuminata AAA Group (dessert banana), 3424 nucleotides. Its product is annotated as filament-like plant protein 3. NCBI's taxonomy places the organism in Eukaryota, Viridiplantae, Streptophyta, Magnoliopsida, Zingiberales, Musaceae. The record is from RefSeq and is a predicted model, not a curated record. The transcript has 5 exons. Bases 810 to 3191 code for a protein of 793 amino acids.
AUUCAUAUAUUAUUAAUGCAUAUUAAAAAAGAGUCCUUGAAUAGAUUAGCACAUAGAUGUUUGAACUUAAGGCUAUAUAUAAUAUGUUCCUCAAGUGAUACUCAAAUGUUGAUGAGUUUGAUCCUAAAAUGUCAUUGUCUUCAUUCUCAACAUGAAAAAUUAGCUCCAAAAGAAACAAAACAUUAUGUGAUCCAUAAGCUGAGGCUUUGUUAACCACAAUAACCAUCUGACAUGUACUCCCCUUCACUCUAUCCACAAUUAAUAGCAGUACAAAAGUAUACUACAUGAUCAAGCAUAGUCAAACAAUCCCUGUUAAGAAAAGUAGAGCAUGGCAGGAGAGUCGGCCUCUCCUUCAGCACUAAAUCAACCAAUAUAAAGACAGAUGAAGAGAUCAAGAGAGAAGGAAACCAUGAAAAGCAAGUGUUUUAGAUGGAAAACCUCUCUCUCAUGUGAAGCCGAUACUUAGAACGGCAGAAGGAGAAAGCGCUCGGAGAGGAACAAGAGGCAGUGUGCAACUCCUGCGGCUGAGUUCCGGAUGAGGCCGAGAGUCCCAGUGGAACAAGAAAAAAUAAAGCUGCAUAGUGUCCCCCAGGAGGCGACUUUUGUGCUCCCUCUCACAUGCCUUGCCUCAGAGAAGGGUUUGAUUCUAAUCAGUGGAGGAAUAAAGGCUUUUUUAUUUUGAUAAGCGAUUCUAUGAUUCUAAUCAGUGAAGUAAAUUUUCGGGGUUUUGAGCUACUGCUGAACGGGGGAAGUAGUGAUCAGAUGCGAUAGCAAAGUGUUGUGAUUCAUUUGACGGUUGACAUUGUGGAAUGGACCAUCGGGGUUGGCUUUUGAGACGCAAAUCAUCAGAGAAGAGCCCGGACGAGACUGAGAGUCCAGGAUCAGCUUCCUCUCAUUCUGAAAAUUACUCUGAUGACCAGGAAGCACUGAGGUCUUCUCCGAAUGAUGCUUCAGUUGACCAUGCUCAAUCGUCAGAAGUUUCAUCCAGUACUUAUGAUGGUGAAGUUAAUCAAACUGUUAAGAGAUUGACUGAGAAAUUAUCAGCUGCUCUUCUGAACAUCAGUGCUAAAGAGGAUCUUGUCAAUCAGCAUGCUAAAGUUGCAGAAGAUGCUGUUUCGGGCUGGGAACAGGCAGAAUCUGAGGUUGCAGUCGUAAAGCAUCAUCUUGAAAUUGCACUCCAGAAUAACUCUGCCCUUGAAGAAAAAAAUAGCCAACUUGACGAGGCCCUCAAGGAAUGUGUCAAACAGCUCCAUCAAUUGAAGGAGGAUGGAGAGGAGAAGAUAUGUGAGUGGGAAUCUGAGAAGCGUGAGCUUGAAAAACAACUCGUGGAACUCAAAGCACAGCUUCAAGCUGGAAAGACUGAUCAUGUAAUACUUGAUCGUGGACUUCAGACUAGAGUUGAAGCUGUUGAGAAAGAAAAUACAGCUCUGAAGAUUGAGCUCCGCUCUCAAUCUGAAGAUCUCCAGGUUUUAUUGCUAGAGAGGGAGCUAAGCAACAAAGCAGCAGAAACAGCUAGCAAGCAACACUUAGAGAGCAUAAAGAAAGUCACUAAACUUGAAGCUGAAUGUCAUCGAUUGCAGAGUAUAAACCGUAGGUUGUCAUCAGUAAGCGAUCACAAGCCGGUUGCGAGCUCAGUUUGUGUGGGAUCUUCCCCUGACAGUCAAGCAGAUAGUGGAGAACGUUUGUUUGGUAUAGAUAGUGAAACGAGCUGCGCAGAUUCAUGGGCAUCUUCUUUAAUUGCAGAACUUGAUCAGUUCAAGAGUGAGAAAGCAAGAUCAAGAAACCUCAACACAUCUGUAGAGAUUGAGCUUAUGGAUGAUUUCCUUGAGAUGGAGAGACUCGUUGCUUUGCCCGAGAUCGAUCAUGAAAAUGUUGCCUUUAAGCCAGAAACUCAGUAUGACCAAGUUGUUAGAAGAGUCAGCCCCCUAAAAAUCAAAAAUGAAAUUAUGAAUAAAAAAAUAGUUGAAUUAGAAGAAAAAGUUGAGUGGCUGGAACAUGAGAAAGGAGAAUUGGAGAUAGCUUUGUCCCAAUCACAUACUGAGAGAUCUUGCAAUCUGCUGGCAGCAGCUGAAAAUAAAAUAGUUGAACUGCAAACAAAGAUAGAUUUGUCAACAAGUGAAGUCAUGGAUUUGGAGGGAAAGCGGAAGGAACUGGAGACUGAGUUAGAGUCAGCACACUCAGAAAAUGGAAAGCUCUGCGAGAAGGUAUCCUUCUUUCAAGAAAGUUUUGAGGCUGAGAGAGUAUCGUCUGCUGAAUUUAAAGCUAGGAUAGAGAUUGCUGAGGCUGCUAGACAGGCACUGGACUCUCAGCUCAAGUCAGCUCAGCUAGAAAUCAGUAAUCUAAAAGAGACAGUUGGACUAAUAGAAUGCCAGGUCAUGGAGGGUAGAGCAUUGGCUUCAGCAUUGACAGCCAAAAAAGAGGCUUUGGAGGCAAAAGGAAAGGCAAUGGCAUCUCAGCUUGAGCAUGCAAAUUCAGAAGUUUGGAGACUACAGGAGAAGGUUGACUUCUGGGAACUGAAAGCUGAGGAGAAGACAAAAUUAGCUGCUGAAUUUGCCAUUCAAGUAGAAGCUGCCGAGGCAGCAAGAAAGAAACUGGAGGUUGAUCUCAAGUCAGCACAUGAGUUUGCCACCAAAGUGGAUGCUGCAGACGCAGCAAAAAAAACACUGGAAAUCCAACUUGCAUCAGCACAUAUGGACGUCGUGAAGCUGAGUGGCAAUGUGGUCUCGUUGAAAGGAAAAAUUGAAGAGGAAAGAGCAUCAUCUGCAGAAUUUGCAGCCAGGUGUCAUAAAUUGGAGGGUGAUUUGUUGAGGAUGAAACGAGAAGCUGAUUUAUGGAGAGUUGCAAAGUCCAACCGGGAAAUUAAAAUAAAGCAGGAGAAAGAACUUGCCAUGGCUGCUGGGAAAUUGGAAGAAUGCCAGAAGACGAUCGCUUCCCUGAGCCGACAGUUGAAAUCAUUGACAACUUUGGAUGACUUCAUGAUUGGAGACGAGAGGCCAGAACAUAACAUAUUCUUGCAACAUCCUAGUGGUGACGAAGCCAAAGAUUUAGAGAUCAUAGGCAGCUGUACUGUCUCCAAUGGCAGAGAAAGGAGUUCCCGUCAGUCUUCGGCACUCUCUUUUUUCUCUUCUUCGUCCUCAAAUUUCUCUGGGUUCAUGAGAACAUUAUCUCGUAGUAGGAGCAUCACUCGCUAGAACUCCUAGAAAAUAGUAUCUUGGAACUUUAGAUAAUUUUGUUGUUUGAUACAUCAAAUGAAUGAUUGUUUUUUGGGGCUCGUGGUUACUGGAUUUUUUUUUUUCUUCUGAUUCAAUCAGCAAUUAAUGGGUUCUUUCUUUUACUUGAACACAGGUUUACCAGCAGACAUUGUAUUUGGAGAAUUUAUGUUAAGACAUUAUAUUUGUGUAUUACUUCAGAUUUGUUACUGUCA